Molecule: messenger RNA, 1445 nt
Organism: Cervus elaphus (red deer)
Lineage: Eukaryota; Metazoa; Chordata; Mammalia; Artiodactyla; Cervidae
Gene: C1QC
Product: complement C1q C chain
Exons: 7
Coding region: 1-1203 (400 amino acids)
Molecular function (GO): protein binding
Source: RefSeq, a predicted model, not a curated record
AUGUCCUCUGUGCGUGAGAAGGCCGGCCCAGUACACACAUACACGCACAUGGACCGGGAAGCGAAACAGAUCUCCCAGAGCCACGGGGCGGAGGGCCAGCUGGGGAGACGGGCCCUGACCGAGGCAGGGGCGGCCUUCCGAACGCAGCGCAUGACUCGCACAGGGCUGGGCACGGCUUCCUUAAUGGGCUCUGAGAGCAGAUGUGGGGUGCUGGGGAUGGAGGUAAGGAAAGUGGAGCUGGCAGAGAAGCUCAGCACCCAGAAUAAAGUACUGAGUCAGGAAAAAUUAUGGGAAAGGGGAUGUGGUUCUGGGGGCAGGCGGGAGGGAGCCGCCCAGUCCGCUCCGGGUCCUCCUGGCUGGGUCCACUCGGACACGGCGUACGCCUGCCUUGGAGAGGGGAAGCCGGUCCGAGGACCUCUCCGUGACCAGACCGGACACCUCCCACCCAUCCAGCUCCCUGCCCAGGUGGACAUGGGGUCCGGCGCCUGGCGCCUCCUGGUACUAAACCUGCUCCUGCUCCUGCUGGCACGGCCGCUCAGGGGCCAGGCGGGCACACACUGCUAUGGAAUCCCUGGGAUGCCGGGCCUGCCCGGGGCCCCCGGGAAGGACGGGUAUGACGGGCUGCCAGGGCCCAAGGGCGAACCAGGAAUCCCAGCUACCCCUGGGACCCGAGGACCCAAGGGCCAGAAGGGAGACCCCGGCACACCUGGCUAUCCUGGGAAAAACGGCCCCAUGGGGACCCCGGGGAUUCCGGGGACUCCCGGCACCAUGGGCCCCCCCGGGGAGCCGGGUGUGGAGGGCAGGUACAAGCAGAAGCACCAGUCGGUGUUCUCGGUCACGCGGCAGACUGUCCAGUUCCCGGCGGCCAACAGCCUGGUCAAGUUCAACGAGAUCAUCACCAACCCGCAGGGGCAUUACGACAGGGACACCGGCAAGUUCACCUGCAAAGUCCCGGGCCUCUACUACUUUGUCUUCCACACGUCGCACACGUCCAACCUGUGCGUGCUGCUGUUCCGCAGCGGCUUCAAGGUGGCCACCUUCUGCGACCACAUGACCAGCAGCAAGCAGGUCAGCUCGGGCGGCGUGCUGCUGAGGAUGCAGGAGGGCCAGCAGGUGUGGCUGGCGGUCAACGACUAUAACGGCAUGGUGGGCACGGGAGGCUCUGACAGCGUCUUCUCCGGCUUCCUGCUCUUCCCUGACUAGGGAGGGCAGGUCUGCUCUGGUCCCCGGGGGCCGCCCCAUCUCCCCUCAGCUUCCCCGCGAGAACCCACUGUGCUGCAUCCAUGCUCAGGCCCCUCUUGCCACCGAUGGACGCCGCCUCCUCCAGGAAGCCCACCCUGCCCUCCUGCCCUGAGUUCUCUCCCUCCUUCUCCGGUACUGUCGUGAGUGUUUUCCAAGUCCAGGAAGAGGCAGGAGGCACAUAAAUAAAUAAAUAACUAAAUCAA